Molecule: messenger RNA, 3873 nt
Organism: Carassius carassius (crucian carp)
Lineage: Eukaryota; Metazoa; Chordata; Actinopteri; Cypriniformes; Cyprinidae
Product: alanine aminotransferase 2-like
Exons: 11
Coding region: 235-1875 (546 amino acids)
Biological process (GO): biosynthetic process
Molecular function (GO): L-alanine:2-oxoglutarate transaminase activity; pyridoxal phosphate binding
Source: RefSeq, a predicted model, not a curated record
AGUAGGCGACGAUGAGAUAAUUUUGAUGUGAGCUUGGUACAGUUAAGCAUUUGAUAAUGCGGAUCGACGUCGUAUAGAAGAAACGUUUUCUGAAGUGAUUUCGCUUUUUAAUUGUUAAUUUUAUCCUUUGCUUUAACUUGCGGUUAGAAGAGCAGUAUAUUUAAAGUAGUAACUUUUUACGCGCAUCCUCGUCCCUUGUUCUCCAGACAGACUCGACUUCCUCACUGAGCAGAAAUGUAUCGCUUGCAGUCGCUGGCAGCCCGAUCACUGAUCGCCGGAGCUCUCGAUCAGUGUACCCCCUUAAAAGUGACUUCUCUUACCGGAGUGCGACACAAAUCUCAAGGUCCGUCCGUGGAGAAGCGCGGCCAGAUGCGCUUCAUCACCGCCGAGGCGAAGGCGUCUGCUGGGCGCCUCGACGGGAAGAUGCGGGAGAAGACCCUGACUAUGGACACUCUGAACCCGCAGGUGAAGGCUGUGGAGUACGCCGUGAGAGGACCCAUCGUCAUCAAAGCCGGAGAGAUCGAGAGAUACCUGCAGGAGGGUGGUACGAAACCGUUCUCUGAAGUCAUCAAAGCCAACAUCGGUGAUGCACAUGCCAUGGGACAACAGCCAAUCACCUUCCUCAGACAGGUGGUGGCUCUCUGUACAUUCCCUGAACUGAUGGACAGCCCCAGUUUCCCAGAGGAUGCGAAAUGGAGAGCACGGCGUAUCCUGCAGGGCUGCGGAGGACAAAGUCUCGGGUCAUAUAGUGCAAGCCCAGGCGUGGAGUGCAUCCGCAAAGAUAUCGCUGCGUACAUAGAGCAAAGAGAUGGAGUUCCUUCAGACUGGGAAAACAUUUACCUCACCACUGGGGCUAGUGAUGGCAUUAUGACUAUUCUACGGCUACUGGUGUCUGGCAAAGAUUCUUCUCGGACCGGUGUAAUGAUCCCCAUUCCUCAAUACCCGCUUUACUCCGCUGCACUCUCAGAGAUGGAUGCGGUUCAGGUCAACUACUACUUAGACGAGGACAACUGCUGGGCCCUGGACAUCAAUGAACUUCACAGAGCUUAUCAGGCUGCCAAGCAGCACUGUCGGCCAAGAGUCAUUUGCAUCAUUAACCCUGGCAACCCUACUGGUCAGGUCCAGAGUAAAAAAUGCAUUGAAGAAGUGUUGCACUUUGCAUAUGAAGAGAAUCUCUUUGUUCUGUCUGAUGAGGUGUAUCAGGAAAACGUGUACGCUCCUGACUGUCAGUUUCACUCCUUCAAGAAGGUGCUAUAUGACAUGGGUCCCGAGUACUACAACAAUGUGGAGCUUGUGUCCUUCCAUUCCUCUUCCAAAGGCUACACGGGAGAGUGUGGCUUCAGAGGAGGAUAUAUGGAGGUCAUCAACAUGGAUCCCGAGGUCAAGGCCCAGCUGGUCAAGCUUUUAUCAGUUCGUCUGUGUCCCCCCUUGGCUGGCCAGGCUGCAAUGGAUGUGAUUGUCAACCCUCCUCAACCAGAAGAGCACACGUUCACACAGUUCCACCAGGAGAAAUCCUCAGUGCUGGGUGCUUUGGCAGAAAAAGCUAAACUAACUGAGCAGAUCCUGAAUUCAGUUCCAGGAAUCAAGUGUAAUCCUGUCCAGGGGGCCAUGUACGCCUUCCCUCGAAUCUUUAUCCCUCCCAAGGCAGUGGAGGAAGCCAAGGCUCUAGGGAUGCAGCCGGACAUGUUUUACUGCCUGAGGUUGCUGGAGGAGACCGGAAUAUGCGUUGUUCCCGGAAGUGGAUUUGGGCAGAAAGAUGGAACGUAUCACUUCAGAAUGACAAUCCUGCCAUCCGUAGAAAAGCUGAAGGUACUUCUUGGCAAAGUGCGAGAUUUCCACAUCACUUUCCUGAAAGAGUACUCCGGUCUGGAGUGAGAUGAAAUCUGACCUGAUUUGCAAAACAUAAGCAUGAGUCCAGCGCUACUUAACACUACCUUUACAGUUUAAAUAAGUAGUUGGUGUGUUAAGUAUUUUUUCAUUCUAAUUUUAGAUGUUGAUUUAAAGAAAAUGGUUUCUGGAAGAGUUUUACGGAAAUAUUGGCGAUUUAGUCCGAUAUAUAACACUACUCUUCAAUAUUUCAGUUAUUUUUCACAGUUCAGUAAAUAAAAUUGGACACGUUAUUUUUGUCUUUAAAUAAUCAUAUCUGCAGUAGGGUGUGUGGUAAAUAGACACCCUCUAUCAUGAGACAUGAGAUUCAGUUACAGAUGUUGUUUAUUAACAACUCUUCAAACCAGGAACUACAUUUUGAAGACUGAUGCAUAACUUACUUGAAAAUAACUAGCUUGAAACUCCUUUGUAGCGCCUUAUGAACUAUUCAAAACCAUUUUAGCUGAUGCAUAUAUAUAUAUAUAUGUGUAUGUAUGGAUGUUUUUUUUUUUUACCUUGGUGGCAAGGUGGGGGUGAGUGUGGAUGGUGUUGUGAUGAACACUUGUUAUGGUUCUAGAAUGUUUACAAGAAGGGACUCUUAAUGUUUAUCUUGUCCUCAUUCUUAGUUGCACUCAUUGCCAAGCAAUGUACAUAAACAUCUUUUAUCUUAAGCUUAGCCACAUUCUUCCACAGAAGCUUAUCUUGUGACUAAUGCGAUGAUUUAUGUGUCUCCUAAUUCUGUGUGUCCAAAGCCAUUUGAAAAUGUGGAAUGAAGGAAGCAUGCGUGGAGAAAUUACGGGCUUGUAAAUGUUUACUGAUGUAUUUUAUUUCCUCUGGUUUUAUGUUGCGAGUUAUUUUCAACUGUUAAACAUAAUGCUGUUUGAAUCAGUUCUGGGGCCUGUACCAUGAAGCUAGCUGAACAAACUCUGGGUUACAGGAUUGGUUUCAAGUUCAGAAAACCAAACCGAUCCAAUCAGGCUUUACUGAAACCAUGGUGCUGCUGUCAGCUCAGACCUUCAUCCUGAAUUCAUUCAUAACUAUGUAAACGUGGACAUGAAAUGACCUCUGAAGAACAGCCAGUUGUAUGCUGUGAACCUGAGAUUCACUUUAAGCAGGAAUCCGUGUGAUUUACAUCUCUCUUCUGCCUAAGAUUGGGAGAAAAUUAGGAAAAAAUAUUAAGACUUUAAAGUCUUAGUCAAUAAAAUACAUAAUUCCACUGUGACUGAAACAAAAGCUUAAACUUAAAGCCUUAUGUAAUUACAUAAAAGGCAUAAAAUUUAUAUUGCAUAUCAUCUGUAUAUAUUUAAUUCAUAAACUUGUUAUAAAUACAAAUGUGUAAUAGAGUGAGGGUAUAAUUAUGUACUCAAUAUGUAAAUCAUAAAAUUAUUUUAAAUAAUCAUAACUGAUUGACUGUUGUGCCAAAGAUAUCACUUUGCUAACAGCUGAUUGGUCCAAUUUCGAUUUGAGGUCUCGAAACAAAACCUGGCAUAGAGCAGGCGAGCCAUGUAUCGCAAGUUAUUGUGGUGCUGGACACUUGUAAAAAUCAGCCCACCUUUAUGGUACAUAAAACCCAGGGAUGACGCAAAACAAAUGGAAGCUAGCCAGCAAAACCGGUUUCAUGGUGCAACCCCGUUCUUUUCAGACAGGCUGUUGGAUUUACCAAUUAAAUAUUAGCCAUUAAAAGAUUUUAGUGCCAAUGUUGACUCCAUUGUAACCCUCCCCUUCUGACGUCUCAACUUUCAUAUCAAAGCCAUUAACAGUGAAUGAGAAGUUAAUGCCUUCUUGCAUCCUUUGAACUGAUCACUUUAUAUGAGGUGCCUUUAUUCAAACCUGUGAACUUUUAGUCAAAUGAGUUUUCCCUACAUGCAUUACUAGCUUGUAAUAUAGAUUUUUUUAAAAAGCUUAAUUGUUUCUUAUGCAUUUUUUCUUUACAGGCUUUUGGAAAUUGGCCCAUUGUAUAUAGAAUUUUGAAACGAAUAUUAAACUUAUGAACACUGUUAAAGUGCA